Molecule: messenger RNA, 600 nt
Organism: Lactuca virosa
Lineage: Eukaryota; Viridiplantae; Streptophyta; Magnoliopsida; Asterales; Asteraceae
Source: the annotation of a GenBank genome assembly
AUGCGGAUAGACGCUAGUGGUGGGACAGUGGUAAGAGAGGACCCCCUCUCUCUCUCUCUCACGUUGAACCACCACCGGAGGUGGAAACCGGCUGCAGGAAAAGUGCAGCAGCCCUCCACAACCCACCUCCACCUCUUUCUCUUGUCAAGUAAUAACCCCAACACCCUCUUCUACACGGAUACUUUCUCCUUCGCUCCGAAAGCUGCCAAAGACGAAGAACAAGCCACGAAGGGCUCGUCGGAGACGCCAACUGCCACCUCUACCCCGUCUCUUCCUUUCGUCGAGCAAGCACCUCCGACGCCCCACUGGAGUCGUCUGUCAUUACAACCUUUCCUCCCCCUAUUUGUUGUCGGCAACGAGGACUCGACUCCUCCUCCUUCUUGUCGAUCGGAACAGCCCAAGCACCACCUAAGAAUCGCCGCUCCUUCUGCCAUUUCUGUUCAUGAUUUUCGUCGGAUCAGAAAAACAGCCAAGGGAAGCCGCCGGAGCAGCCUCCCUCACCACUACAGACGAUUGACGUCGCCUCCGCCUCUUUUCCUUCGCGAAUCGUUGCCGGAGAUCGACGUUCGCCCCUCCUCACGAUUUCAUCAGCCACUUUGA